AUGUCCUCUAUUCAAGUGUCAUCCAUUCCUUCUGUUGAUUUUUUUGAAAAAUUGGUCAUUUUAGGUGAUUCCAUUACACAGUAUGGAUUUACACACGGAGGAAUUUGCGCAGAGUUGGCGAAUUUCUACCAGAGACGACUUAUCGUCGAAGCAUGGGGAUUAUCAGGAUACACCUCUAGAAAUUUUCUAAGAUUCUUCUCAAAGCUCCCAAUUGACAUCGACCACACUCGAAUCGUCGUAAUCUAUUUGGGUACCAAUGAUAGUCAAAUUGUGAAUGGAAAAUGUAUUUGUCCAAUUGAGGAAUACAAGGAGAAUAUUAAAGAACUAGCAAGGAAGUUUCCAAAAACCUCAAAGAAGAUAUUUGUUUCACCGGCAGCAACUCUAAAAACGCUUCGCUAUGAGCGAGAUCAAAAACCAUAUGAGGACGCUACAUGUGAAGCAGCUGUGGAAAUGAAUCUUGAAUUGGGAAAUACUACUUGGAUUAAUUUGUACAGUAUUACAAACUUCAGCCUAGUUCCUGAGCUUUUGUUCAACGAUGGCGUCCAUCUCUCAGCCAUGGGAUACAAUGUUCUUUUCCAACAAAUUAUUUCUCGAAUUAAACUUUUUUGGCCAGAGCUCUUACCAAAAAAUCUUCCUAUGCAACUACCCCACUAUAGUGAAAUUAUGUUCUCCUAA
Schizosaccharomyces osmophilus is the source of this 675-nucleotide messenger RNA. RefSeq names its product isoamyl acetate hydrolytic enzyme Iah1 (gene iah1). The coding region runs from base 1 to 675 and encodes 224 amino acids. NCBI's taxonomy places the organism in Eukaryota, Fungi, Ascomycota, Schizosaccharomycetes, Schizosaccharomycetales, Schizosaccharomycetaceae. The transcript has a single exon. The record is from RefSeq and is a predicted model, not a curated record.